GGUCUCAACUGUAGAGGGUUCAAGUCGGCAGCUGACAGUAUUUCAGAUUUGUUCAAAGAAGCAGACAUACUUUCUGUGCAAGAACAUUGGCUUCUACCUACAGAGCUGGGUAAUUUAGCUUCUACUAAUGAAGAUGCUCUUUAUUCUGCUGUGUCCUAUGGAGAUGGAUAAAAUUGUAUUGGGAAGGCCAUUUGGCGGGGUUGCAAUAUUGUGGCAUAAACGUUUUUAUCUGUCUGUUUCUACUAUUCAAACUGCUUCGGACAGAAUGUCUGCAAUCCGGAUUACUACAGAUCUAGGAACUAUACUUAUUAUUCUGUGUACAUGCCAGUUGACUAUGGUAACGAGCAAUCAGUAGAGGAUUACAUCACUGAAAUUGGCUUUUUUGGGAGGUCUUUCUUUUUUAGAGUCAAAUGAGUAUGAUAAUGUUAUGAUAUUGGGAGACUUGAAUGAGUCUAAGACACGAGUUAAAGAAUACAUAAAAAAGACACGAGUCGUUUUUCAAGACGACUGGCUACAUUUAUGUCGGAGUUCAACCUGACAGCUAUUGGCAUGGAUGAUAUUAAAGCGAAUACUAAGAAUACAUGGCAUAGUUCAGAUUUCCAGACUCAAUCAUGGAUUGACUACAUCAUAGUUUCUGCUGGUUUGACAAAAAUGAUUAUAGAUUUUGAGAUAAGGGAGGACGGUGGCUAUUUAUCUGAUCAUUGGCCUAUUGUCAUGUCAACGAGUGUGGAAGUAGAUGGUGAGAUUUCAAUACCAAAGAACAAGUCUGUUGGUAAAAAUUGUUGUGGAAACAAACCGCAAUGGACAGUUUGGAGAGGUAUAAACACUGUGUAGAACUGGAACUAAGUAAAAUAUCUAUGCCAGUAGAAGCUGCUGUGUGUAAUGAGCCUGAGUCUUGUGGUCAUCAUCACGAUAUUCAAGAAUAUCUUGAUGCCAUAUGUGGAGCUUUGCUGAGAUCUGGUAAAUUAUGUUUACGGAAAGGCUCAAGUAGAGGAACGAGUAAAUUGGGUUGGAAUGAUGAUCCCAAGAAAUCAAAGCGGCAAGCUAGAAAUGACUUUCUAAAUGGAAAUGUGCUGGUAAGCCUAGAGAUGGUGAAUUAUACAAAGCAAUGCAGAAUUCUAGAAUGAUCAUGAAAGGUAAUUUAAAGAAUAGAAAACGGAAGGAACAAGAAUGUUGGUGGGAAAGUUUGGCCACAGACUUAGAUAGUGAUACUGAUACGUUUUGGAAGAAAGUACGAGGAAGAAAGUACGAAACGCAGCCUUGUAUACAAAAUGGUAUGUCUGACAGUGAAAUGAUGGAGUGCUUGAGGACGCAAUUUAGCCAAAUUAUCAACAGUCAAUCACACGAUUCUAUAGAUAGAGAGCGUCAAAUAUUUGAGACAAAUCUGAAACAUCGAAUACAAACAUCAAAACUACCAUGGUGGUGUGUUGAGAUACAUCCCAAAGAGGUCGAAAAAGUAUUUCAUCAACUGAAAGUAAGAAAAUCUGCUGGACCUGAUGAAGUAGAGUCCGAACACCUUAGGUAUGGUGGCUUUGAAUUAGCUAUCCACAUGAGUACAGCCUUUACUGCUUGCUUAAGACAUUCUGUAGUCCCAACUCAAUUUUUGGAGUCUUAUGUUGUUCCAGUCAUUAAAGAUAAACAUGGUGAUGGCAGUGAUCCAGACAACAGAAUUCGCCGUUUGUCUUAUGAUUGAGAGAACAAGUGUGCGGGCGUACCAUUGACUCGAGUAAGCCCAAAGACAGCCACGGAUGUGAAGUGCUAGGCUCUUGUGCGCGUACACCAUUCAGUAAACUACGCAUGCGUGGUUGUCUAACAUGUCAGCGGGGCAGCCAAGAUAUCUAGACAGCAGUAACCAGAGCGUAUUAUAUAUAAAGAGACGGCUGUGAAAGUAUAAGUAGGGGCUCUGAAAGCAACCCCAUGUAUGGAACAGGUAGACUGGUAUUAGAGGAAGGUGAAUCAGCACCACACACGAGUCUGGGAGGUCGAGGCUUACAGAAGUAGCAUUGGGUCAAGCUUAGCUAGUUAGCUAAACGAGCUACCUAGCUAAUAUCUAGUCUAGGACAACCGGGGCAGUCGUCUCAAGACACAGUCGACCAUUUCUAGGCACUCGUAAUAGUAUCGCACAUUUGCGCUCCGUCGUUCGGAUUGAAUUGUCCGUCACGGUAACAGCCACUGCUGAUGCGGCAACCGCACGUAGUCUGCGAUGUGACGCAACCAAACGCAACACCGCAACUGCCGUCGCCAUUGCACCUCUGGCACUAGGUAGAUAAGAGGCAUCUGUCUGGUUUGCCGAAGCAACAUCCGUACUGACAGCGCUCAUUAGAUGUGCAACUGUUGCCGUCGUCGCAUGUUUCUACGGAUAGCCUUUCCAACCAAUAUCUUGAAUAGCUCAUUUGGCAUUGCUAACCAGAAAAAUUAAUUAAUAUAAAAUAAAUAAAUAAAAUUAAAAAUUUUAGAAAAAUAAAAAAUUGAAAUAAAAAUAAAAAUACUAAUAAAAAUUGCAAUAGAAAAAUAGAUAUAAGAAAAUUAAACUAAAAAUAUAAAUUACAAAAACCAAAUUAAAAUUAAAUGUAAAUAGAAAUAAAAACUUAAAGUAAAAUAAGCAAAUGUAUAUAAUAUUAUAAUAUAAUAUAAAUAAACACUAAAAUAAAAUAAAAAUUAUAAAAUACUGAAAACUUA
Messenger RNA from Corticium candelabrum, 2679 nucleotides. RefSeq lists its product as uncharacterized. Bases 1109 to 1693 code for a protein of 194 amino acids. The record is from RefSeq and is a predicted model, not a curated record. NCBI's taxonomy places the organism in Eukaryota, Metazoa, Porifera, Homoscleromorpha, Homosclerophorida, Plakinidae. The transcript has a single exon.